Molecule: messenger RNA, 5834 nt
Organism: Coregonus sp. 'balchen'
Lineage: Eukaryota; Metazoa; Chordata; Actinopteri; Salmoniformes; Salmonidae
Source: the annotation of a GenBank genome assembly
AGGUUAAAACAUGCCAACAUUGUCUCCCUUGAGGACAUCUUUGAGAGUAAAACCCACCUCUACUUGAUUAUGCAGCUGUGAGUGAUCAUCCUGUCUUUAUUAUGUCCCUCUAUCUGCUAUCUCUCUCUAUUCUCCACUUCUACCCACGUAAACACUUUAUGUCCCUAUAUCAACUCACUCUCUGCAGCCUUCAGUUUAAAAACGUUCAUGAUUAUGCCUCUGCAAUGUGUGUGUUUCAGACUCCCUGCCUGCGCUGUCUCCCACGCACAGUGUCAUUCUCCAUGAAUUACUCUCUGAGCUCAGGGGCCUUUCUGUUGACUGAUCUCUGUCUCUAACUCGCCCCACACACACACAUACAGACAUACAGUCGCAUUAUCGUGCCUGCUGACAACCACUGGGGAAUAUGCCCUCACACCGGUAACCUUGCUGCCUACCACCCAUCUCUCCUCCUGAAAUGUCAGAAGGUGUGGAGUGAGUUAGAGACAGAGAGAAAGGGGGGAGUGAGGGAGAAAGAGAGAGUUUUUUUUGCUGUUGAAAACAGUGGGUGGUGAGAUGACGGAGGGGUGUCGUGUUCACUUUAGCAACACUGCCGUAAGGGGUUUGCACACAUAAAAAUCCCCUCUAUCUCUCUCUCACUCCCUAACUCUUUCUCCCUCUCUCUCUGGGAGGAAGCUUGACAGGGCUUUAGCUUGUUGUUAGCGCUGAAUCACAGAGCGCAGUGGUGGGUACAUUUAGGAAGAAGCGAUGCCUCCACCUAGUGGUGAUGUAGGCUUAUAGCAGGUUGAAGUUAGAAUAUAUAUUUUUUUACCUUUAUUUAACUAGGCAAGUCAGUUAAGAACAAAUUCUUAUUUACAAUGACGGCCUAGACCAGCCAACGCUGGGCCAAUUGUGCGCUGCCCUAUGGGACUCCCAAUCACAGCCGGUUGUGAUACAGCCUGGAAUCGAACCAGGGGGUCUGUAGUGACGCCUCAAGCACUGAGAUGCAGUGCCUUAGACCGCUGCACCACUCAGGAGCGAUUACCAUAUGUAGCAGUUAGAUGGCCAUAUGUAGCAGUUAGAUGGCCAUAUCUAGCAGUUAGCUGGCCAUAUGUAGCAGUUAGAUGGCCAUAUGUAGCAGUUAGCUGGCCAUAUGUAGCAGUUAGAUGGCCAUAUGUAGCAGUUAGAUGGCCAUAUCUAGCAGUUAGCUGGCCAUAUGUAGCAGUUAGAUGGCCAUAUCUAGCAGUUAGCUGGCCAUAUGUAGCAGUUAGAUGGCCAUAUGUACAUCACAAUCGUUCCUCUUUUCUGUCCAGGGUGUCUGGUGGGGAGCUGUUUGACAGGAUUGUGGAGAAGGGCUUCUACACAGAGAAAGAUGCCAGCAAGCUCAUUCAGCAGAUCCUGGAUGCUGUCAAAUACCUCCAUGACAUGGGCAUCGUACACCGCGACCUGAAGGUGAGCCUGGGUCAAGGGUCAGGUGGUGAGGACGACAUUUAGGUUGGCAUUGUAAGGGAAGGUCAAAUGGCAUGAAAGAGGAGAUUUCAGAGUCUUUAACAAUGGAGUCCUUUACCUUCUCGUUUCUGUUCAAUGACUGAAUAGUCACAAGACUGGAUGAGUGAUAGGUAUCCCCACUAUGAAAACUGCAACGUUGAAUUUUCACAAUUUUACCUUUUAGCAAUUAGUAUAUUACUAAUUACGAGAGGUUAUGUCGCUCUGGAUAAGAGCGUCUGCUAAAUGACUAAAAUGUAAUGUAAAAUGUUAAAGGGUGACCUUGUAGUAUGGAAAAUGUUUGUUGCCUACGCUAGUAUUUGUCCCAAGCAAAUGAGAUGAUUUGCUUUUACUCCUCUAAUGAGCUAAUUUGUUUACAGGCAGUUCAGCAGAGUGUAAACUGAUUGAUCAUUAGUUUGGAUAACUAAUUAUUUCCCCAGUGUGUGUGUGUGUGUGUUAAAUGUUUGUUGACAAUAAAGUUGAUUGAAUUCUGUGUCUUCUUGCCCAGCCGGAGAACCUUCUGUACGACAGUAUGGAGGAGGACUCUAAGAUCAUGAUCAGUGACUUUGGUCUGUCCAAGAUCGAGGGAUCUGGAAGUGUCAUGUCCACAGCCUGCGGAACACCAGGAUACGUGGGUAAGGAGGACUGGCACUGAUCAGUGCAUGCCUGUGUGUGUCUGUCUUUAUCUAUGUGUCAAGAGCAUGUGUUUUCUAUGAUUUAGUCUGUUUUGAGAGCAAGCACACACCCAGUGAUCAUGUCAGGCUACAUGUGUAAUGAUGCUGAUGAAAACACUGCUCUGAUAUCUUGCAGCCCCUGAAGUGUUGGCCCAGAAACCCUACAGCAAGGCGGUGGACUGCUGGUCUAUCGGUGUCAUCGCCUACAUCCUGUGAGUCAUGCGCUUGGACUUACUUUUUCACUUUAGUCUUUCUCCUACCAGUCUUAAAACAGAAUUGCUGUGUUACAUUUCUUUCCACUACAUUGUUUUUAACAAUCAACUCAUACCAGAUCAUGGAUGUAUUUUCAAGUAUAAAAGCAUUACAACAGGUCCCCUAACUCUCCCGUGAUGCCUUUACACUCUUAUUCUGACACAGUUUGUGUGGAUAUCCUCCGUUCUAUGACGAGAAUGACGCCAAGCUCUUUGAGCAGAUCCUGAAGGCUGAAUAUGAGUUUGACUCUCCGUACUGGGACGAUAUCUCUGAUUCAGGUACAGUAUACCUCUCCUCUCUUUUCUCUGCUGCCUGGAGAGAGAAACUAAACCUGGACACUACAGCAUAGUGCAAUACAGUAUGUAUAACAUUAUGGUGCCAUUAUUAGUUCCCCUUGUCAGCAGUUUCAUAUUAAUGGAAAUUACUCCCUAGGUCUAGGGUUUGUUAUGCUUUGAGUGUCUGCCAAGCUUUCAGUGUCUACCAAGUCGUCAGUGUGUAUGGGAUUAACCAUAAUACACUCACUGGCCAUAGAACAAUCACUGAGGCCCUGUGAGAUCACCAUUUCUUAGAGCCCCCACAUUUCUUAGUCCUGUAGGGAGUUUCUGAAGUCAGGUCAAAGGCAUGUGGACAUUUUGUUUUUUACUGUCAGUCUGGACAGUGUUUCUGCUGCAGUGAAGCCUAUUUUACUGUAGUAGCCUGGGAGCUAGUCUAUUUCUACUUCAGCUACCUUUUUGUCAUCUGUAAGUAGCAUUAUUCGAUACUGUAAAUUAAGAAAAAAGGCAUUGUCUUUGGGUGAAAUAUGUGAGUUGUAAAUGUGUGUCUGUUCAUGUGUUGUUUUCAGCCAAAGACUUCAUAGUUCACUUGAUGGAGAAGGACCCCAGGAUACGCUACACAUGUAACCAGGCUCUGCAGCACCCCUGGUAGUGUACACCAUCUUCUCCUUCACAAUACACACACACACACACACAGGCAUGCACAUAACACAACUUUAUUAUGUCGAGCAUCAUCUACUCAAUUUGUGCUUUUGCCAAGUUUUCACCUGUUCUUGUGACAACCAGCUGAACUCGUCCCCUCAUGUCUUUCUCUGUCCCUCAGGAUCGCUGGUGACACAGCUCUAGAUAAGAACAUCCAUGAGUCUGUCAGUGCCCAGAUCAAGAAGAACUUUGCCAAGAGCAAGUGGAGGGUGAGUUGCCUUUUCUGUGAAUCUGGCCCUCUUCAAAAUGCAAAGACAUUUUUGCUGUGUUUAGUAUAUAAGUAGAAUCCUGCAGCAUUCAGCUGUCUUUCAUUGUCAGUACAGUUAUCUUUUGCAUUUAUUAUGUAUCACUAUUAAACAUUCUGAUUUGAAUGUGUUCCCUCCUGCAGCAAGCGUUUAAUGCAACGGCAGUGGUGCGCCACAUGAGGCGUCUGCAGCUGGGCACCAGUCAGGAGGGCCCUAGCCAGACCACCUUGCCCUGCCCCCACCGAGCCCACCUGCUGCCCGAGGCCACAGAGACAGAGCACACCACCGGUCAGUGGGGCAAAGCACCGCCACACCACACAAGUUGGGACUAAUUGUAGCAAAACGUAAUUGAAUAAUUGGAGACACGACAUGAUAUUGUGAAUGCCACCCAUCCCCCCCCCCAAAAAAGACUUAAUUUAGCUGUUUUGUUCAACCCCAGUGGGUCUUGUUGCUAUGUACAGUAUGUUGUCAGUACCUUUCACGGUGUAUUAGGCUCAGUCUUACGUACACAAUCAGUCACACUGUCUCACUCAGUAACACUUUGAUAUGUAAUCCUUGUCUAAUGCCCCAUAGGGGACUGUUUGAAAUAAGCUAAUAUGAGGCAGAUUUAUAGUGUAGAUAGAAGCGUCUUGAGUUUUCAGAUCUCUGUGUGGUGAUCAUCCACUCUCUCUCUAUGUGUUCCAGAGUCUCAUUGUGAGGGGUGCUGCUCACAGAGUGCUGAUGGGGGGGCUGAGCGCGACCCCCUCUCCAACUGCACCUACCGCUGCCAUCCAACCAGUCGGGUCUGAUCCCUGCCCACCAAUGGCUUUCCCAUUUACCUCUGGAGACCAGAGAACUCCCCAGUCUGGCCAGGAAUACAGAGUUGUUCCAGUGCCCUGCCACCAGGGGGGGCAGGCGGGUUAUGAAUUCCAGGGUGGGGAGGAGGGAGGAGGGACUCGAUGCCAACAGAGGAGGUCAUUUGAACAGAUUGGGGGAGAGGAAACGGAGAGGAGGAGAACAAAGAGGAGGAGAGGUGUGGUGCCCAGAGUAAUCCUGGGUAUAAUUUUUUUUGGGGUGCUGGACAAACUGUUUUCUCAUCCUUUUAAAAUGUGUGUCUGCUUUUUGCAUUUAUGUACAUGCUGUUUUCUAUCUUAAUUAUCCUUCCCCUUUGACAACUUCUAGAAAGCAAAUCCACUAAUGAUAUCUGCAUGGUCAGAAGACAGGUCCCCUGCCUAUUGGCAACAUGUGUUUUAUAGCAUGAAGAGUCUAUUGCACAAUCAUGUAUGGUGGUAACCAUUGUGUUAUAGUUCCUGUUCUUCAGAUACACAUCUUUAUGAUGAUAAUAAGUUUAGCCCCUCAGAAUUAAAUUUGUAUGGCAUAAAGCCAUACAAUGCACAGAUUCAUUCACCUAAUACCACUGCUGGAGAAUCCAUGUGAGAAUACUCCAUCCAUUGGAGUAUAUAUUUUUUCUUCUUUUUUUUCUCAGCAUGGUUGUGUUUCACAACUGUAAGUUUGUGGUUGUGCUCCCCAGGCUUGUAACAGAAUAAGGCUUUCUGAUUUGAAAUAAUUCAGCACAGGGACCUCUUCUCUAUGGUGCCUUUAGGACAAUGUCAAAGGAUUCUUUUUUGGUAGCUUUUACAAAUCGAAAGAUAUAUCUCUGUACAGUUAAUGCAACAUUAGAGGUUAUUUCAUUUCUAUCAUUGUAUUUUUUAUAUAUUUCAUUGUGGUAAUUUAAUCAUUAAAAUACAGACUUACUUCUGUCUAGAUCUCUUUCCCAGUUGAGAAGUGUAAUACCUCAUGGGAGAUAGACUUACAUACACAGCCAUUCCUCUUAGUACUAAGAAUAGGUCUCAGUUAACCCACAGUUUUUACUCCUUGAUGUUUCUUAAAAGCCACACUCUUCCCCUUGGGGGGAAUAUGAUCCCGUUGAUAACGCUGCUCAAGACUUAAUCCAUUAAAGAUAUUACUGUAAGACCAUGGAGAAUGAAAUGAGGUCCGCCCUUUCCUCAACCCAAAGCAGGGUGUGGAUGAUUUUAACUGAAGACACAUUUGUAAGUGUAGAUACUUCUCUCACCAUGUAGAUACUACUAACGUUCCCACUUUGACUACUCUUCCAUGGCUCUUACCUCCAUUCAUAUGUUGGUUGUUUUCCGAGCCAUUGUAUCUGUACAGAGAGAAUUUGAAUUAAAGAAUGUAAAUAUACAUCUCAUUGUCUCACCUCAUCAUUUCUUCGAUCUCACUCAUCUUAA